This is a messenger RNA of Iphiclides podalirius (scarce swallowtail), 1083 nucleotides long. The record is from the annotation of a GenBank genome assembly. Lineage: Eukaryota; Metazoa; Arthropoda; Insecta; Lepidoptera; Papilionidae.
AUGGGACCCGUGCAAAACAGUGAUACGAGGACGAUGCAGCUGUACGGAGCGCUGUCGCUUCUGCUUCUAAUUGGCUUAGUUGCCGCGGCUCCCAGGCCCGACAAUAGCGUAGAAAGCAAAGAGAGCGCAGAAAGCAAAGAGAGCAGUGAGAACGACCACGUGACUAUCACUAAGGACUUCUAUCCAUCAUCGCUGGCCGUGUACAGCGGCGAACACGAGAUCGUGGACAUCUUGGUGCCGCUGAACUCGAUGAACUUCGACGAUGACUCAGAAGACGACGACACCAGCGACGACGAUGAGCUGAUCAUCUUCUUCGUCGAGGCGGAUGUGGACGCGGCCGGCGGCAGAGUGGACAAAGGACUGUACAUGCUGCGCGGUGGGAAAGCGCAGAAGCUCCUGGAAAACGGACGUGACGCCGCCGCCUCCAGCGAUGACAGCAAAGAGGUGUUCCUCGCCGCCUCCGAUGGGAUCUACGUUUACAAGUACAACGACACCGCGCCGGUCAAGUACGGAACGUUCGGCGAAGGCGUGAUCUCUAUCGCUAAGGAGAACAACACCGACGCUGUAUACGCGCUGACGGAUUCGCGCCACCUCUACAAGGUCACGGAUCAGGGUCAGCAGUGGACGAAAGUGGAGGAAGCGACCGGCGCUAAAGAGAUAGUUUUGGACUUCUCCAACAAUCUGUAUUUCUACGGGGACGAUUUGCAGCCGUACGUUAUCAAAGACGGCGCGAAGAAGAUCCAAGGCCUCCCGGCCGAUCCGAAGUCGGUCAGACUGUUGAACCCACCGUUCAUUCUAGACGACGGGGUUCCGUUCGUUUCGGACAACGUCGCUUACAUCUUAUAUGCUAACGGUACCAGCGAGGAGGGAGGGUUCGAUUUCAAACCCAACGCGAGGCCGUCAGCCUACGGCGUGGAUGCGGUGUUGAUCCAGUACUACGCUUACAACAAGAAGAUCUACGAGUACAACAUCCUAACGAUCCUCCUUUCGGACAUUUUGGAAGAACUGAAGAGUUAUCUGAAUACCAAUUCGGGGUCGAUACGGUCGAUGGCCUCUCGCCCUAGGACCAAACUGCAUCCGAAC